Molecule: messenger RNA, 285 nt
Organism: Penicillium cosmopolitanum
Lineage: Eukaryota; Fungi; Ascomycota; Eurotiomycetes; Eurotiales; Aspergillaceae
Exons: 1
Coding region: 1-285 (94 amino acids)
Source: RefSeq, a predicted model, not a curated record
AUGCAAUCCACUAGCCACCAAGGUUCACUCCCAGACCGGUCUCGCGACCACACAGUCACGACAGAAGCCAACCCCACCCCCAGCCAAGCCCACGAGUCAACAGACCAUUCGCUUCGAGAAAGAAAUGAUAGAGUCGCGGCUGAGGCUGAAGCUGAAGCUGAGUCAACCUGGCAGCCCCGAUUCGACCGUCGACAGAGCUGGAGUACCCAGGAUCGCAAACAUCAAUUGCAGGAGCGACUUUUGAAUGUGGAGGGGAGUCGGGAGAGAGGGUUUACGGAGAACUGA